CCCCCCUCUACACAAAUCAGCGACAUCGCCUUUCCUGAUAUAAACCUCCCCCUCGACCUGCUGGUCACCCUUCUCGCUCCAGUCACGCACUCAUCAACAACCGACCGCCAACAGGAUCUCUUGUGCCAUUAUCUCAAUCCUGUCUAUCGGCACGCCGACACAAUGGCUGCUCCUCAAGUUACCAACAAGACCUCCGGAGGCAAUGCCGCCUUCCACAACUUCAAUAAUGACUUUGCACACAUUUCCGACCCCAACGAGCGACGACGACUCGCCCUCGCUGAGAUCGACAAGGCCCCUUUCGGAUGGUACCACGUCCGCGCCUGUGUCGUUGCUGGUAUCGGAUUCUUCACGGAUUCCUACGAUAUCUUCGCCAUUAACCUGGUGACUGCCAUGCUGGGCGUUGUUUUCUUCAACGACAGCAAAUCCAAGGGCACGAUCCCCACCAACUCCGAUACUGCCAUCAAGGUCGCUACAUCCGGAGGAACGGUGCUCGGCCAGCUGGGCUUCGGUUAUCUUGCAGACGUCGUCGGACGAAAGCGCAUGUACGGACUCGAGUUGAUCAUUAUCAUCUUCGCAACCCUCGCUCAGGCUCUCUCUUCUUCCUCCCGCGCCAUCUCUAUCACUGGUAUCAUCAUCUUCUGGCGUGUUCUCAUGGGUAUUGGAAUCGGUGGUGACUACCCGUUGUCUUCCAUUAUCACAUCUGAGUUCGCGACCACCAAAUGGAGAGGUGCCAUGAUGAACGCUGUCUUUGCCAUGCAGGGCAUCGGCCAGUUCGUUGCGGCCAUCAUCGCCUUGAUCGUUACUGCCGGCUUCAAGGAGUCGCUUCUCCUCGGCACCAAGGCUUCCACGUGCAAGGGUGACUGCCAGCUUGCCGUUGACAAGAUGUGGCGUGUGAUUGUCGGAUUCGGUGCCGUCCCAGGCUGUAUCGCGCUCUACUACCGUCUGACCAUCCCCGAGACUCCUCGCUACACUUUCGAUGUCGCUCGUGAUGUCGAGAAGGCCGGAGAGGACGUCAAUGCCUACAUGCACGGAAAGGCCGAGGGAAACCCAGAUGAGAUCCGUCGUGUCACCGCCAUGGCUCAAGAUGCCCCCGCUCUCGAGAUCCCCAAGGCCUCGUUCCGCGACUUCUGGGGUCACUACAGCCAAUGGAAGUUCGGCAAGGUUCUCUUGGGCACGGCAGGCUCAUGGUUCUUCCUCGACGUUGCCUACUACGGUCUCGGUCUUAACAACUCCAUCAUUCUGUCUGCCAUCGGUUGGUCCGGCGGUUCCACCAUGUACGAGAUCUUCUACCGCAACGCAGUCGGCAACUUGAUCCUGGUCUGCGCUGGCGCCAUCCCCGGCUACUGGGUCUCCGUCGCAACCAUUGACACCCUUGGCCGCAAGCCCAUCCAGAUCGGCGGUUUCACCAUGCUCACCAUCCUCUUCAUCGUCAUCGGCUUCGCGUACAACCAGCUGUCCGGCCACGCCCUUCUGGCUCUGUACGUCCUCGCGCAAUUCUUCUUCAACUUCGGCCCCAACAGCACCACCUUCAUCGUGCCCGGCGAGUGCUUCCCCACCCGCUACCGCUCCACCUCGCACGGCUUCUCCGCCGCCUCCGGCAAAGUCGGCGCCAUCAUCGCGCAGUGCGUCUUCGGUCCUCUCCGCACCCGCGGUGCCAAGGCCGGCGCAACUGGCAAGGCUGCCUCCCCCUGGCUCAACCACGUCAUGCAGAUCUUCGCCCUGUUCAUGCUCUGCGGUCUCUUCAUCUCCUUCCUGAUCCCGGAGACGAAGCGCAAGACGCUCGAGGAGUUGGCCGGCGAGGUCCCUGGAACACCGAACUAUGAUCCUACGCUCCACGCGGGUCGGGGGUAUCGCGCUGGCAGCGAGGAGGUGGAGAGUGAUGGGAAGGAGACGGCGGGAGAGACGGCUGUCUAGAUAAAUAGACGCGCGCUUUCUUUCUUUUAGAUGUAAUUAAUUUUAGGGGGAUGUGCAUUUACAGUGGGGAUGGACGGUGCAUUGCAUUGCAUUGCAUUCCUUGCGGGGUAGGUAGGAAGAUAGAUACCAUGGGAUAUAAUAUAGGGAUGAGAAGAGAAGGGGUCACUGGCUGGCUAUGGUACACAUGUACAUGGAUGGCAUAGAUGCAUAUAAAUUCUACGACCGCUGGUGUCAAUACAUCUUCCUGGU
Hyaloscypha bicolor E is the source of this 2163-nucleotide messenger RNA. RefSeq names its product putative inorganic phosphate transporter PHO84. Gene Ontology annotation, molecular function: phosphate transmembrane transporter activity. The record is from RefSeq and is a predicted model, not a curated record. Gene Ontology annotation, cellular component: membrane. The coding region runs from base 163 to 1914 and encodes 583 amino acids. Gene Ontology annotation, biological process: phosphate ion transport; transmembrane transport. NCBI's taxonomy places the organism in Eukaryota, Fungi, Ascomycota, Leotiomycetes, Helotiales, Hyaloscyphaceae. The transcript is spliced from 4 exons.